Messenger RNA from Polyodon spathula (Mississippi paddlefish), 7941 nucleotides. Its product is annotated as chromodomain-helicase-DNA-binding protein 2-like. Gene Ontology annotation, cellular component: nucleus; chromatin. Gene Ontology annotation, molecular function: DNA binding; histone binding; ATP binding. The transcript is spliced from 38 exons. Lineage: Eukaryota; Metazoa; Chordata; Actinopteri; Acipenseriformes; Polyodontidae. Bases 429 to 5864 code for a protein of 1811 amino acids. Gene Ontology annotation, biological process: regulation of transcription by RNA polymerase II; nucleosome organization. The record is from RefSeq and is a predicted model, not a curated record.
ACAAUUAUCAUUUUAAUUCAUUAAAUCAUCAGUUUUGUUGGUUGUGUUUUUGUGUUUUUCUUUUAACAUGUCGAGCACUCUACGAUGACGCAGUUAUAAUUCUGUCCAUAUUGAUACGUGGUGUGUUAAGAAAUCUUUACUCGUGUGAGCUUGGAUGUAAAUUUUGGAUGAUGCUGUGGUGACCAGGUGUGUUAUUGUUUAUAAAAUUACUUUUAAUGUCAACUUGUUUCUUUGUAUUAUGCGAGGCAAUGCUAUAUGUGUUUCAACAAUGCUGUCGCAACGUCGAGGGUUUGCUGUCGGGCAAAAAAAAAAAAAAAAAAAAAGCAGAUGGAAUUUUACGGAAGAUCUUACCUCUCUUUUAACUUUUGACAGUAAAUGCCAGGACAUAAGAGGAUCAUAAAACAAUAAACGUUUUUAGGAUUAAAAACAUGAUUAAGAAUAAGAACAAAAAACACGAAGAGGACGGCGCAACGCAAAGCAAUGCAUCAAGCAAUUCUGCUUCUGAAGAGUCGAACCACUCCGGUUCUGAGUCAGGGAGCCAGUCUGAGAGUCAGCAUGGAAGAGAGAAAGGCAACGAUCAUGCCAGUGAAUUCAACAGCAGCUCUGAAUCUGAAAGUCAGUCUGAUUCAGAAUCUGAAUCAGCAGGAUCAAAAUCCCAGCAAAAUUCCUCAGAGGUCAAAGAUAAACCAGUCAGCAGGAAGGAUAGAUUGGCAGAUGUUAAGAAGAUGUGGGAAGAACAUCCUGAUGUUUAUGGGGUCAGGCGGUCGAACCGGAGCAGACAAGAGCCUGCUCGUCUUAAUUUUGGAGCUCAGGGCAGCAGUGACUCUGAAAGUGAAAGUCCAAAAAGAAGAGGAGUAAGACAAAAGAAGAAAGAAAAUAUCUGGAAAGAUGAUGGCUCUAAUGAUGAUGAUGAUGAUGAUGAUGAUGAAGAGGAGGUGGAGGAGGAGGAUGAGGAGGAGGAGGAUGCCAGCAGUGCAGAGAGUGAGCAGGAAGAGAAGAAAGUCAGAUCACGACGACUUACAGCCAGAAGAACACAGACCAAAGCCACUGUCAAAAAACAAAAACCUCAGCGGAAACGGAAAAAACAAGACUCUUCAGACGAAGAUGAUGAUGACGAUGAUGACGACACCCCCAAAAGACAAACAAGGCGUCAGGUUGCCAAAAAUGUCAGUUACAAGGAGGACGAGGAUGACUUUGAGACUGACUCCGACGACCUCAUCGAAAUGGCAGGGGAGGGAGCAGAAGAGCAGCAGGAUGACAGUGAGACCAUUGAAAAAGUGAUAGAUGUCAGGAUUGGAAAAAAAGGAGCCACUGGUGCUUCAAGCACUGUGUAUGCUGUAGAAGCCAACGGAGACCCCUGUGCAGACUUUGACCCGGAGAAGGAUGAGGGGGAAGUUCAGUACCUUAUAAAAUGGAAAGGCUGGUCCUAUAUCCACAGCACCUGGGAGAGCAUAGAGUCAUUGACACAGCAGAAAGUGAAGGGGCUAAAGAAGCAGGAGAAUUUUAAGAAAAAGAAUGACGAAGUAAAAUACUGGAUGUCCAAAGCAUCACCUGAAGACAUAGAGUAUUAUAACUGCCAGCAAGAGCUGACCACUGACCUGAAUAAGCAGUAUCAGAUUGUUGAGAGAGUGAUAGCUAUGAAGACAGGAAAGUCAUCGCAAGGCCACUCUGACUUUCCCUCUCACAGUCACAAGAUUUCCUCUAAUGAGCCAGAAUACCUGUGCAAAUGGAUGGGGCUUCCUUAUGCUGAGUGUAGCUGGGAAGAUGGAGCACCGAUUGGAAAGAAAUUUCAGCACUGUAUAGACAGCUUCCAUAACAGAAACAACUCUAAAAGCAUCCCUUUCAAAGACUGCAAAGUACUAAAACAGAGGCCAAGGUUUGUGACAUUGAAGAAGCAGCCGGCAUAUGUAGGGGGAGACAAUCUGGAGCUCAGAGAUUACCAGUUAGAUGGACUUAACUGGCUAGCGCAUUCCUGGUGCAGGUGUAAUAGUGUGAUCUUGGCUGAUGAAAUGGGCUUGGGGAAGACUAUUCAGACCAUCUCCUUUGCAUCCUACCUGUUCCAUCAGCACCAGCUGUAUGGGCCCUUCCUGGUAGUGGUGCCUCUCUCAACCCUCACUUCCUGGCAGAGGGAGUUUGAAACGUGGGCACCUGAUAUGAACGUGGUGGUGUACCUCGGGGAUGUAAUGAGCAGAAAUACAAUUCGUGACUAUGAAUGGGUACAUCCUCAGACGAAAAGAAUUAAGUUCAACGCACUUUUAACUACAUAUGAAAUCCUAUUAAAAGACAAGGCAGUGCUGGGAAGUAUAAACUGGGCCUUCCUUGCAGUGGACGAAGCUCAUAGAUUGAAGAAUGAUGACUCGCUGCUGUACAAGACCUUGAUCGAUUUCAGGUCAAACCACCGUCUGCUCAUCACAGGGACACCCCUGCAGAACUCUCUCAAGGAACUGUGGUCACUGCUGCACUUUCUCAUGCCAGAGAAAUUUGAGUUCUGGGAGGAUUUUGAAGAGGAGCAUGGGAAAGGUAGAGACAAUGGCUAUCAGAGCCUCCACAAAGUUCUGGAACCAUUCCUCCUGCGCAGAGUUAAGAAGGAUGUGGAGAAGUCCCUGCCUGCCAAAGUGGAACAGAUUCUCAGGGUGGAGAUGUCAGCACAACAGAAGCAGUAUUACAAGUGGAUUUUGACAAGGAAUUACAGGGCUCUCUCCAAGGGGACAAGAGGAAGCACCUCCGGCUUCCUAAAUAUUGUCAUGGAGUUAAAGAAAUGCUGUAACCACAGUUACCUGAUCAAACAACAGGAGGAGAAUGAGACCCAAAGCCGGUCAGAACAUUUACAGAACUUGAUCCGAAGCAGUGGCAAGUUGGUCCUCCUGGACAAGCUCUUGACACGGUUGCGAGAGCGGGGGAACCGAGUUCUAAUCUUCUCCCAGAUGGUGCGGAUGCUGGACAUUAUUGCAGAGUACUUGGUCAUCAAGCACUAUCCUUUCCAGCGCUUGGAUGGGUCAAUAAAAGGAGAAAUAAGAAAACAAGCACUCGAUCACUUUAAUGCUGAAGGUUCUGAGGACUUCUGUUUCCUGCUGUCCACACGAGCGGGUGGCUUGGGCAUUAAUCUCGCCUCGGCUGACACAGUGGUUAUCUUUGACUCUGACUGGAACCCCCAGAACGACCUGCAGGCACAGGCCAGGGCACACAGGAUUGGUCAGAAGAAGCAGGUAAACAUUUAUCGUCUGGUAACAAAGGGGACAGUAGAGGAAGAAAUUAUUGAACGAGCCAAGAAAAAGAUGGUUUUGGACCAUCUUGUGAUCCAGAGAAUGGACACUACGGGACGCACAGUAUUGGACAACGGCUCAGGAACCUCAAAUUCAAAUCCAUUCAACAAGGAGGAGCUGACUGCAAUCUUAAAGUUCGGAGCAGAGGACCUUUUCAAGGAAGCUGAAGGAGAAGAGUCUGAACCUCAGGAAUUGGACAUUGAUGAAAUCUUACGGCUGGCUGAAACCAGAGAAAGUGAAUCGUCAGUGAGCGCCACUGAUGAACUGCUGUCUCAAUUCAAGGUAGCUAACUUCUCCACUAUGGAAGAAAGUGUGCCCGAGUUGGAGGAGAGGCACCCCAGGGACUGGGAUGACAUCAUCCCAGAGGAUCAGAGGAGGAAGAUAGAGGAGGAGGAGAAGCAAAGGGAAAUGGAGGACGUCUACAUGCUGCCGCGAAGCAGGAGCUCCAACAAGAAGGCUCAGGCAAAUGACAGCGACUCAGAUGUUGGUUCAAAGUUAAAGCAGCAGAGGUCAUCCGGGUCAGAAAGUGAAACGGAUGACAGUGACGAUGACAAAAAGCCUAAGCGCAAGGGGAGACCUCGGACACGGAAAAACAAUGUGGAGGGGUUCACCGACGCAGAGAUUCGAAGGUUUAUCAAGGCUUACAAAAAGUUUGGAGCCCCCCUUGAUAGGUUGGAAGCCAUUGCCCGGGAUGCAGAGCUGGUGGAUAAGUCUGUAGCUGACCUGAAGCGUUUGGGAGAGCUGAUUCACAGCAGCUGCGUAGCAGCGGUGCAAGAACAUGAGGAGCACUUGAAAGAAAACCCAAACGAGGUUAAAGGACCAGGAAAACGCAGGGGUAUUACAAUCAAGAUUUCGGGUGUCCAGGUCAAUGCCAAAUCCAUUAUUCAGCAUGAGGAGGAGUUUGGGCCAUUUCAUAAAGCCAUACCUGUUGAUCUUGAAGAAAGGAAAAAGUUUCAAUUGACCUGUCGCGUGAAGGCAUCCCAUUUCGAUGUAGAGUGGGGCAUAGAGGAUGAUGCUCAGUUGUUGCUGGGGGUCUAUGAAUAUGGUUAUGGCAACUGGGAUUUAAUAAAAACUGACCCAGAUCUCACACUGGGCAGUAAGAUUCUUCCAGAUGACCCUCAAAAGAAGCCUCAAGCGAAACAGUUACAGUCUAGAGUGGAUUACCUCAUCAAGCUGCUAAAGAAGGAACUUGAAAAUAAGGAUCUGCAAGGGGCAGAGACCAAAGUAAAGAGGAGGAAACCACGAGUGAAGAAGGAGAACAAGGCUCCGAAGGAUGAACACGGAAAUGACAUUUCAUCUCCUCGGCUUUCUGACAAUCCUUCUGAGGAAGGGGAGGUCAAGGAUGAUGGCACAGAAAAGAGUCCAACAAAGAAGAAACCAAAAAAGAAGGAUAAUAAAGAAAAUAAGGAAAAACAGGGAGCACCCAAGAAAGAUAAAGAUGGGGAAAAGGAGAAAAAGAAAUCAAAACUGAAAAAAGAAAAGACUAAAUCUGCCAGUAAAGGGAAGAAGUCUCAAGGGCCUGUCCACAUUACUGCAGGGAGUGAGCCGGUCCCUAUUGGAGAGGAAGACGACGAACUCGACCAGGAGACAUUCAGCGUUUGCAAGGAGAGAAUGAGACCAGUGAAAAAGGCUCUGAAGCAGCUGGAUAAACCUGAUGAAGGCCUGUCAGUUCAAGAGCAGCUCCAGCACACUCGCACCUGCUUGCUGAAGAUUGGAGAUCGUAUCACAGAGUGCCUUAAAGCCUACACUGACACGGAGCAGGUCAAAACCUGGAGGAGGAACCUCUGGAUUUUUGUAUCUAAAUUUACAGAGUUUGAUGCCAGGAAGCUUCACAAGCUGUAUAAGAUGGCACAGAAGAAGCGAUCACAAGAAGAGGAGAAGGGACAUAAAAAGAAGGAGGACCCCUGUGGAAGUAAAAAGCCAUUUCUAACGGAGCCCUCUGGUUCCAGUCGAGAAUCCAUGGGCUCCCAGACACCCCAGAAACCACACUUGCCUCUCUCUCAUCCCACACAGCACCACAGGGACAACUACAGCCAGCCAAGCAAGAGACAUUUUAAUAAUGCAGAUCGAGGUGACUGGCCAAGAGAUCGCAAAUACAGUUACCCAGGAAACAGUAAUCAGCCAUGGGCAGGUGACAGGCAUCACCAGUAUGACCAGCAUCGGUAUAAGGAACACCAUUACAAUGACCGCCGACCUCAUGGUGAACCCUAUCGGAGUUCCAAUAACUAUCGAUCAAGCGGCUCACCCCGCAAGCGGCAGUAUGACCAGUACAGCAACGAUCGAGAGCACCGGAGAAGCAGGGACUACUAUGAGAGGCACCAAGAUCCCAAACGGCGAAGAGUAGAUGACUUCAGAUCACAAACCUACCACCAGGGUGGCAGUCAUCCACAGGACUUCAGGAGGAUGCCUGACCAUAGAUCCCAGAUGGGCAACCAUAGCCAAGGGGCAUCCGAACAUCACCGGACAUUCCACCCAGAGAAACCUGGGAACUACAAACCCCCUCCUCUGGCAACUCCUGUUUUGAUGGACCCCCGUUCCCCUCAGUCUCAAAAAUCUCCUCAUGACUCCCGGUCGCCCUCUAGACAGGUUUCUGGAAUAUAAAAGCACUCCUGAUCUCAAAUGCAGUGCAAGACUAACUUGAGUAGGAGCUGGAAUAGACCACUGGUAACUGAUACAUGCUGCUAAGUUACAUGCCAAAAUGGCUCACCUUUUAUUGAAUGGCCUAAGACUUUCAGUUGCUGUUGGGCUGUCAGUUUAAUUUGCUGGCCAGUACUGUUGAGAGUAUAACAAGCAAAACCCCUUUACCUGUCAUUUUCUGGAAAAGGGUAAAACUAAUGUGUUGGGAACAGAUUGUAUUGAAGAAACACAGUUAUAAAAUAAACAGCCUUUGCAUGAAUUCAGCAAAAGUUGCUACUUUCACUAUAAGCAGGUACAUUUAUUUUAUUUUGCAGAUGAUGGCAAUGUUUGAGAAGUUAGUCCCAUGGACUGCUAAUGAUACUGGGCCCAAGUGAAAAUAUGAAAGUGCCUAAAACUCGUGGGUAUGAAAGUUAAAAGGACAGCAGAUGUACCUCAGUGAUGUCUGUAAAAACCAAUUCUUUAGGACAAAUGAAACAUUUGGCAUUCUGAUGGAGUUGAUUUUUCCAUUCCGUAGUUACGAGGGCUGGUUUGGAUGCGUCUGCAUGGCAGGUAGAACCUGAACGUUUCACUAGCCUGUAAGUGGCCACGUCACUGAGUUCAUGGCUUUGUUUACUGUAUAAUUUCAAGAAAUUGUACAAAGGACAAUAAUAUAUGCACAGAACACGUACAUAUAUAUUUUCAUAGAGGUCAAGUGCAAGGGUUCAUGGUAUUUCUAUUCUUUAUAAGCUCCUGUUUGCAGCUUAUUGUGUUUUACAUGGAAAGUACCUAAAGGUUAAAGGAUACUACAGUUUCCAGCUGCACUGUCUUGUCUUCUGUUUUUAGUUCUUCGUUCCUGAUUCUUUGAGGCUUGUCUUUUGUUUGUUUUUGUUUUGUUCUUCCUGAUUCAAUUUCUUAAAUGCAUUUACAACAUUUUCCUUGACUUUCAGCUAUAGCUGAUUUCACUGGUCAGUCAAUCAAGGAAAUGCCACCCACAAGGUUUGAUAUGAAUUAAUUAAAUCGAGGUUCGUGAGCCUUUUUAUAUUGAAUAGGAAAAACAAUUGAGCCAAAAAAAGUGAGUGAGUCAUGCCCGUUAACUGAAAAUAAGCAUAGAUCAUAUAUGCUGUUUUAAUGCAUACCUAACAAGUUACCAGAAAAGUAUCUUUUCUGUUUUAACGCAGCUUCCUGUAUACCCUGAUCGUUUCAUAUACAAGCUGUUUUAAGAGACGCUUUUAUAAUCUCAUUAGAAAUGAGUUCGGCCCUGGUUUGUACACUAAGUCACCUAAUGAAUGGUAUGUUUACAGCUUGCCUUGCACUAAAGAAAACAGUAUUUGAGUAAAGAAUCCAUUAAUAUGUAGUAUUGUCUGAAUGUAUUGUAAAAUAAUGUCUUUAAAGUAAGAUUAAUAUGGUUGUAUCCAUAAGAGGCGAUUUGAAAUUCUUAAAUAGAUGUUGAAAUUAUGCUUCUGUUAACAGCUCUGUUAUAAUAAAACAAGUCACAAUAUCAUUUAGCAAAUUAUUGUGCUAAUCUGGGUGUUCUUUCCUUGAAGUAUUAGAACAAAAUGUUUUUUUUGUUUUGUUUUUCUUUAUUAUUAUUUUUAAAUCCAAGUGCAAGAUCUGUAAAGGACCCUGGAAGGUGGCCAUGUACAAUGCAAAAUAGUGGUAUUGGCAACAUUGUAAGUCCAAAUGGUUUAAACUCUCAACCAUAAUACCAAACUUUAUAUCUGAAUGUGAUUAAAAUUGUAGUUAGCCUAGAUAUCAGUGCCAUAAGACACACAGAAGUGACCAGGUGAAGUGUUAGCUGUGUUUGAAGUUGCAGUAUGCCUUUCCAGCUGUGCCUUGCAUCCUACUGACUUUGUAAGCGUAUUAACUAUUUGUGAUCAACAAGCUUGAUAGAAGGUGAAAAAGACUUUAUUUAAUCAGUCAAAACAGACUUUAAUAAUAAGCUAAUUAUAUAAUAUAUAUAUAGUGUGUGUGUGAAUAGGGACCAGUAUUUGGUCUGAAAUGGUGUUUUCACAUUCUUGAAUGAACUACAUUCUCAGUAAAAAAAAAAAAAAAAAAUUGCAUU